Messenger RNA from Schistosoma spindalis, 983 nucleotides. NCBI's taxonomy places the organism in Eukaryota, Metazoa, Platyhelminthes, Trematoda, Strigeidida, Schistosomatidae. The record is from the annotation of a GenBank genome assembly.
UGAACAACAUCGUUAGAUUCUUAAAAAAACAACAGGAAUCAUGCUUCUCAAAAACUCAAAGUACUCUAUUUCUACUCGGACACGGAUCCCAGAGUACAAACGAUCUGCGACAAUCAGGAUUUGAGGUUUGAAUUUGGGCAUUGAAGUGCGCGAGGAGUUGAAGACGCUACAGGAGUUAUAACUUUUCGUGCUCCAAUGGCCAUUGCACGCAUCCUUAGACCUAGUAUCAUUCGUAAUUGUGGACUACGCUCUAAACACACAUUGCCCCCUUUACCAUACGAACCUAAUGCUUUGGAACCUGUAAUAUCAGGAGAAAUUAUGCAGUUACAUCAUUCAAAACAUCAUGCAGCAUAUGUUAAUAAUCUCAAUAUUGCUGAGGAACAGUUUGCUGAAGCUUUCUCGAAAAGUGACGUUACAAAAAUGAUAUCUCUUCAGCCAGCACUCCGUUUUAAUGGUGGUGGACAUAUCAAUCACAGCAUCUUUUGGCAUAAUCUUAGUUCUAAGGGUGGGGGUGUCCCUACAGGUAGUUUGGCUAAUGCUAUUAAUGAUGAGUUUGGAUCGUUUGAUAACUUCAAGUCAAAGCUAUCUGCUGCCACAAUUGCUAUCCAGGGUUCGGGUUGGGGUUGGCUUGGAUAUAAUCCCAACACAAAGCGUCUACAAAUUGCCACAUGCGCUAAUCAAGACCCUCUUGAAGGGACUACGGGUUUAAAGCCUUUACUUGGAAUCGACGUUUGGGAGCAUGCAUAUUAUCUUCAGUACAAAAAUGUACGUCCAGACUAUGUAAAGGCAAUUUGGGAUAUUAUAAAUUGGAGCGAUGUCGCUAAACGAUUCGAUCUCUGUAGGAAAUAAUUUCAUCGUACUAUCGUCUGUCAAACCCAGAACUGUUUCAUCAUCUUUUGUACGAUUUUCAGCAGUAGUUUCGUUAUAUCCUGCUAUUUCUACGUCACAUUGAUUAUUUCUCAAAAAUAAAUUCAUUAACAAGU